Hyaloscypha bicolor E is the source of this 2448-nucleotide messenger RNA. RefSeq lists its product as uncharacterized. Lineage: Eukaryota; Fungi; Ascomycota; Leotiomycetes; Helotiales; Hyaloscyphaceae. The coding region runs from base 1 to 2448 and encodes 815 amino acids. The transcript has 2 exons. The record is from RefSeq and is a predicted model, not a curated record.
AUGGCACCCCAAGACAACCUCUCGCCGCCCGGGAGCAGCACAUACACCUCGAACACCAUGUAUGUUGGAGACGGAACGUGGGAUGCGACUCGCAAUGAUUUCCUGCUGCCGAAUCUGGUGGGCUUAAAUUUCGAGACGAUGAGAUAUAAUGGAAUGGGCAACAGAUUUGCUUCCUUACCGCAAUACCACCAAAUAAUCAAAGGCCACGGCGUCGUCGCCGUGAUCACCUUCCUCUUCGUCGUGCCCGCCGCAAUCCUAAUAGCGAAAUACUCACGCAGUCCAAACGCCAUGCGACAUCACGUAUAUCUGCAAAUCCUGACCGUUGCCCUCUCAACCGUAGUCUUCACACUCGGCUGGUUCGCAGUCGGACCGGCACGAAGUCUCACGAACCCGCAUCAUGGGAUCGGGACGUCGAUUUAUGUGUUGAUAUUAGUGCAAGCGAUGGGCGGCUGGUGGAACUAUAGGAGGAGAAGGAAGCAUCUGCAUCGUAAGCCGACGAUCAAGAUGGUGCUGCAUUGGUGGAUUGGCAGGGCGGUUGCGCUGUUGGGCAUUGUGCAGGUGGCACUGGGGUUGACGCUGUAUGGCAGUCCGAAGUUUACGUUUGUGCUUUAUACGCUGUGGAUGACGUUCCUGCUGCUGCUGUUCUUUAUCCUGGCGUACAGGAGCAUUGGGGAUACGGGUGGCGUUCUUGUGAGGGACGGGAGUAUUAGUCAUGGGGGAACCGUUAUUGAGGAUAAGAAGACAUCUGUAUUUGGAGGGUUGCUUGGGCCUUUGGCUGCUGGGGCGGGUGCUGCAGCUUUAUUGGGGAGGAGAAAUAGAAGCAGGAGCAGAAGUCGGAGAGAAGAAGUCAUUCCCAGUCGGAGAGGGAGUGGGAGUUAUAUUGAAGACGAGAAAUAUGAGGAGAGUAGGAAGAAGAAGAAGAAGAGUGGUGGCACGUUUGACACUUUGUUGAAGGGAGCGGCGGUUCUUGGCGCUGCUGGAUUGGCGAAGAGCUGGUGGGAUAAGAGGCAGAGACGCAAGGAUGAGGAGGAUUACGAUUCCGUGGAUCCGGAUACGCCUUCAAGACGACAUCGGCGACAUGAUAGCGUCAGCGAAGAGAGUGUUGAAGUCCACAGGAUGGAGGAGGGGAGAAGAGGAGAUCGUCCUAUUUUACCAGGACCAGGAAAUCCAGCUUUGGCAGCAGCAGCUAUCAGCGCCGCGGAACCUCGAUCGAAGAGACCAAGAACACCUCGACCUCGUCGAACGGAAAGUUUCGAUUCCGCAGAUUCCUCGUACGAUUCAACAAUGUCUCCUUCUCGACGUCCUCGGUCUUCACAUGGACUUGAAAAGGGUGUAUUAGCAGGCCUUGGUCUCGGCUGGUUCGCAAAGAAGAUGAAAGACAGAAGAGACAAGAAGGAGCUCGACCGCUUAGACAGAGAAGAAUCCGAGAAGGUCGAACGAGAACGAUUGGCUCGAGAAGGAGGAACCCCUUCUCGACUUACCGGGGAUGGAUAUCCCUCCACCCCUCGUCGAAAACUACGACGGCCUGCACCCUCAGGAGUGUCUUCAGACAUGAGUUCCGUAAUCGACGAUCCACAUGGUAUCCGACCAGGAGGCAUUCCUCCCAUCCCAGUGGCAAUGGCAGCAGGUGGCCUCGCAGGAGCAGCAGCAUCACAAAUGCGUUCCUCGAGACAUACCGUUACGGAACCCGUUUCCAUGCCUCCCGCGCCGCCGGAUCCCCAUGGUAUCCUCCAUCCAGAAGAAUCCGGCAGUGAAGCCUACAACUCAGCUGGUGGACACGUUCAUAGACGACACUCUUCUCGUCGACGAAGAGAAGGCGAAGAAGCAGCCGCGGCGGCAGUAGCGGGAGCCGCCGCCCUCGCUGCCGAAGAAGAAGUCCGCCGACGACGCUCGCGCUCUCGUGGCGGCGAUCCCAGGGCGGAUAUGAACAGUCCUCCCGUAUCCGUGAAAGUCAAAGUCCACGACGAUGCAAACAGACACGUCACGUUACGGCGACUUACAGAACAAGAAGCAGCAGCUGAAAGAGAAGCGAGAAAAAGUGAACACAGGAGACGAAGAGCGGAUUCGGUGUCGAGCUUGAGUGGAACUGAUACUGCGACCAGUAGGAGGAGAUACAGGAGAGAUCAAAGGGAAGCAGAGAUGAGGGCUGAGAGUUCUGCUCCUCCACCUCCGCCACCGGCUAUGGCUCCGCUCAAUCCACCUAAUCCGGCGUUCGCAGGAGGGAGAAGGCCAAAGGAUAGCGCGUAUUAUUCUGGUCGACCUGGCGAAGCAAGUGGUAGUGGCGGAGUUGGUCCAGCGCAUGGAAGUGGAGUCGGCAGUCCUGAGAGCCAUGGAACAUGGAGCGCGAUGAGUCCGACUGGGAGUGAAACAGUAGAUGAGCGACGGAGGCGAAGGAGAGCGGAGCGGAAUCGUCCAAAUCAGCCUUCAGGGACGGUAGAUUUCUCUUGA